AUGUCUGGUCUAGCAAUCAUCCGCCCUGCACGGGCAACCUCAAUCCUGCGCCGGGUCGUGCCGUCCACAAAGCUCACCCCUCGCACACUGCACAGUCUAUCCGACUCCAAGCUCCGCACCAACCCAGGCAAAACCCAAUUGACCUCGCUGCAAUUGCGACCCCUUUCUUUUCCCACGCCAACUACUAGAAGCUUCUCUUCUCUCAAAACCUCAAGCGGCAAAGCGGAAGCAGACCUCCUAGUCGAGGAAUUGCAAGAGCUGUACGAAGUCGCGAAAGACGAAUUUGAAAUCGCCACCGAAAGCACCGAUACCUCCACCAUCUACGCAGCUUCGGAUCGGGAGUCUGCGCGUGAUGCCCUGAACCAACUCUCUUCUGUUUAUGGGCUCUACACAGCGAAGCCUGGGGAAAUUGCGAAUGACAAUGCGAGUGAGGAGGCGGAGGGUGACGGGACGAUUAUUGAGACGAAUUAUAAUCCCGCUGAGAUUCCACAGGGUGUUAAGGAUGAAGUCCGCAGACGGGUUGGGCAACGCAUUCGGGAGUUGAGGUCUGCUGUUGAAGCCUUGGAGGAGAGGGCUAUGGAGCAUUGA
This is a messenger RNA of Penicillium soppii, 588 nucleotides long. RefSeq lists its product as uncharacterized. The record is from RefSeq and is a predicted model, not a curated record. Bases 1 to 588 code for a protein of 195 amino acids. The transcript has a single exon. Lineage: Eukaryota; Fungi; Ascomycota; Eurotiomycetes; Eurotiales; Aspergillaceae.